CUAUUGCCUUACUAAAGACUUAUUACUAGCUCUGCUUUACUGCACUAUAUAAGAAUUUGACAUACUAGCUUUUUUUAUGUACUAAAACUAGUCUCAUACUUCAAAAAUGUAUAAGCCAGUGUUUUACCUUGUUGUUCACUUUUCACUACUCCUAGUAGCACCAAUUUCAUCAUUCUCAAUUAUCACUAGUUUGAGUCAAGGUUCCUCUCUUUCUACUUCCCAAGAUACAGUGAUUUCAUCGCCCAACGGUGAUUAUGCAGCUGGUUUCCACGCAGUUGGUGAAAAUGCCUAUAGCUUUGCUAUAUGGUUUAGCAAUUUAGUUGGUGAUGACAAAAAUUACUCCAUAGUCUGGAUGGCUAACAGAGACAAACCUGCGAACGGAAGGCACUCGAGCCUUUCCUUAACCAAAUCGGGCAAUCUUGUUCUUACUGAUGCUGGCCAGCGCAGACUUUGGGAAACUGAGACGCAAUCAAAUGCCUUUGUUGAAUUGGAACUCCUGGACAACGGCAACCUUGUUCUUGCAGCCUCACAAGACAAAAGUAUUAUUUGGCAAAGUUUUGAUACACCAACUGAUACACUCCUUCCAGGACAAGCACUGAAUGAAAAUUCGAAGCUUGUGUCUCUAAGAAGCUCAACCAAUUAUUCAUCAGGCUUUUACAAGUUACACUUUUCUGAUGAUAAUGUUCUCCAGCUUCUUUAUAAAGGCUUAGAGAUGUCAGGUGUUUACUGGCCACCCACAUAUAUGACAAGCCAGCAAGCUAAGAGAAGUAUCUACAACAAUAGCAAAAUUGCGAUGCUCGACCGUUUGGGUCAAUUUAACUCGGCCGACAAUUUCAGCUUUAGAACUGUUGAUUAUGGUGAAGGAGGCAUCCAAAGAAGAUUAAAACUAGAUAUUGAUGGGAUCAUCCGAGUGUACAGCCUGAAUAAGCAGAGGACUAGUUGGGAAGUUUCUUGGCAGCUUGCUUGGGAACCCUGCAGGGUUCAUGGACUCUGUGGGUUGAACAGUUUUUGCACUUAUAGACAUGAUUCUGGUAGGACAUGCACUUGCCUACAACAUCAUAAGAUGAAAAAUGUGACGGAUUGGUCUUAUGGAUGCAAACCUGAUUUUAAACUCUCUUGCCCUGAUAGCAAUAGGGUGGAUUUUGUUCAUCUUCAUCAUGUUGAAUUCUUCGGGUAUGACGUUACAUAUGAUACAAAUGUUACCUUGGAUAAAUGCAAACAAAGAUGCUUACAUAACUGUGAUUGCAAAGGAUUUCAAUUCAACUAUGUUACAGAUGAUGGCGUCUAUAACUGCUAUUAUAAGAGACUGUUCUUCAAUGGGUACCGCUCACCAACUUACAAUUAUUCAAUUUAUAUUAAAAUGCCCAAGGAUGUACGUGGUCCAGAUGAGGAAGAUCCCAUAGGCAAAUUGCAGUGUGAAAGAAUACACGAAGUGUUGCUGGAAAGAACUUACAGACGAAAAGAGCAGCAUGGAUGGUUAAAGUCAUUUAUUGGGUUUACUGUUGCACUUGGAGUGUUCGAGAUCAUAUGCCUCGUCUCUUAUUUGAUUACAACCCUCAAACGCUCUAAUGCAACAUUUGAUCAGGUUUAUAUUCCAGUUGUCAAUAGGUUCAAGAGAUUCACCUAUGCCGAGCUGAAAAAAGCAACUUCUAAUUUCAGAGAUGAAAUUGGACGAGGAAGUGGCGGUGUCGUGUACAAAGGCACAUUAUCGGACAACAGAAUAGCAGCCGUCAAGUGUCUCAAAUUAGAAGCUAACCAAGGAGAAGCUGAAUUUCUUGCAGAGGUGAGCACAAUUGGCAAGCUUAACCACAUGAACUUGAUAGACAUAAGUGGUUAUUGUGCCGAGGGAAAACACAGGCUCCUAGUGUACGAGUACAUGGAGCAUGGUUCUUUAGCAGAUAAUUUACAUGCCAACAAUAGUCUUGAUUGGCAAAAGAGGUUCGAGAUAGCUCUGGGAACGGCAAAAGGUCUUGCUUACUUACAUGAAGAGUGUCUAGAAUGGGUUUUGCAUUGUGAUAUAAAGCCUCAGAAUAUUCUCUUGGACACAAAUUACGAGCCAAAGGUAGCUGAUUUUGGUCUCUCAAAGCUAUUAAACCGAGGUGGAAUGGACAAACUAAGUUUUUCCACAAUAAGGGGGACAAGGGGUUACAUGGCCCCUGAAUGGAUUUUUCACCAUCCCAUCACCUCCAAAGUUGAUGUCUACAGCUAUGGAAUAGUACUGCUAGAAUUGAUCACCGGAAAGAGCCCAAACCGAGCUCAAUGUAAUAACGUGGAUAAUGAUGAGAUGCAAGAUAUGACAAUGCUUGUUACUUGGGUUCGAAAGAAGAUUCAUGGACUGGAGCAAAGUGCCUCACAAAUUCAACAAGUUGCUGAUCCUGCUUUGGAUGGUAAUUACAAUGUGGAGAAAAUGGAAGUUCUUAUAAAAGUGGCUUUGCAGUGUUCAGAAGAAGACAGAGAUGCAAGACCUACAAUGAGCCAGGUGGUGGAUAUGCUACAAGUGUAAACAAAAAUAUUUAUGUAGAAGUAGUUGCACGCUUGUUAUAGCCUAUUAGACCGGCCUGCUUCUUAUCCAACAACUCACCUAGACCCUAUAGGUAAGUUAUUUUUCAGUUGUCUAAUUUUCUGUUCAUUUUACGAUGAGUUUUAGCACCAUGUGAUGGAUAUAAUGUAUAACCAAAAUAGAUAAAUAAAAGUAUAAAAUCUCAUAGUUUGGAUUAAGAAAUGUAUUUUUGGACAAAGUUAUUAGACUUCUUGAAUGUAAGCAUU
Messenger RNA from Lycium barbarum (goji berry), 2766 nucleotides. Its product is annotated as putative receptor protein kinase ZmPK1. The transcript has a single exon. Gene Ontology annotation, biological process: recognition of pollen; protein phosphorylation. The record is from RefSeq and is a predicted model, not a curated record. Bases 107 to 2503 code for a protein of 798 amino acids. Gene Ontology annotation, molecular function: protein serine/threonine kinase activity; ATP binding. NCBI's taxonomy places the organism in Eukaryota, Viridiplantae, Streptophyta, Magnoliopsida, Solanales, Solanaceae.